AUGGCUGCCUUGAAGAAAUCAACCUUGCUCUCUCGCUCUUUCACUUCUGCUUUUGUUCGUUCUUUGAUCCCAGGAGGAAGGAGUGCUGUUGGGCUGGCGAGAGUAAUCAGUAGAUAUAAUAGCACUGCUGCUGCUGCUGCUGAGGAGCCAAUAAUUCCACCUGUCUCUGUGAAACACAAUCAACUCUUGAUUAAUGGACAAUUCGUGGAUGCAGCAUCAGGAAGGACGUUUCCAACAAUGGACCCCAGGACAGGGAAAGUAAUUGCUCAUGUUGCUGAAGGCGAUGCUGAAGAUAUAGAUAUAGCAGUCUCUGCUGCCCGUAAGGCUUUUGAUGAAGGACCAUGGCCACGGAUGACAGCUUAUGAAAGGUCAAAGAUCUUGUUGCGUUUUGCUGAUUUGCUUGAAAAGCAUAAUGACGAAAUUGCGGCUCUUGAAACUUGGGACAAUGGCAAACCAUAUGAGCAAGCUGCUAAAAUUGAAGUACCAAUGACUGCACGUCUAUUUAGAUACUAUGCUGGUUGGGCAGAUAAAAUCCAUGGCCUCACGCUUCCAGCUGAUGGGCCAUAUCAUGUGCAAACCUUGCACGAACCAAUUGGUGUAGCAGGUCAGAUUAUUCCUUGGAAUUUUCCUCUUCUCAUGUAUGCUUGGAAGGUAGGGCCAGCAUUAGCAUGUGGCAACACUGUUGUUAUUAAGACAGCAGAGCAGACCCCGUUAUCUGCUAUAUACGCAACCAAGCUAUUCCAUGAGGCUGGACUUCCAGAUGGUGUUCUUAAUGUAGUUUCUGGUUUUGGUCCAACUGCUGGUGCUGCUCUUGCUAGCCAUAUGAAUGUGGAUAAGCUUGCUUUCACAGGAUCAACUGUUACUGGGAAAAUUGUACUUGAGUUAGCAGCAAAAAGCAAUCUUAAACCAGUAACUUUGGAGCUUGGAGGGAAAUCCCCGUUCAUUGUUUGUGAGGAUGCUGAUGUUGAUCAGGCUGUUGAGCUUUCUCACUUUGCUCUAUUCUUUAAUCAGGGCCAAUGCUGCUGUGCUGGCUCUCGUACAUUUGUGCAUGAGCGUGUAUAUGAUGAGUUUGUGGAGAAAGCAAAGGCACGUGCUAUCAAACGUGUUGUUGGUGAUCCGUUCAAGGGGGUAUUGAGCAAGGCCCUCAGCACUUCUGGUGCAACUACCUGCUGUGGUGGUGCUGAAAAUGAUUCACUGCAACAGGUUGAUUCAGAACAAUUUGAGAAGAUCUUGAGGUACAUAAGAUCUGGUGUUGAGAGUGGAGCUAACCUUGAAACUGGAGGCAACAGAUUUGGCGCAAAUGGAUAUUAUAUCCAGCCCACUGUUUUUUCAAAUGUUAAGGAUGACAUGCUGAUAGCAACGGAUGAGAUAUUUGGGCCAGUUCAGUCCAUCUUGAAAUUCAAGGACUUGGAUGAAGUGAUACGAAGGGCCAAUAACAGUAACUACGGACUUGCUGCAGGGGUUUUCACACAGAACAUAGACACUGCAAACACCCUGACACGUGCGUUGAAGGCUGGAUCAAUAUGGGUAAAUUGCUUUGAUGUCUUCGAUGCUGCCAUUCCUUUUGGUGGAUACAAGAUGAGUGGACAUGGUAGAGAAAAGGGCAUUUACAGUCUUAGCAAUUACUUGCAAGUGAAGGCUGUUGUUACCCCACUCAAGAAUCCAGCAUGGCUAUAG
Dovyalis caffra is the source of this 1677-nucleotide messenger RNA. Lineage: Eukaryota; Viridiplantae; Streptophyta; Magnoliopsida; Malpighiales; Salicaceae. The record is from the annotation of a GenBank genome assembly.